AUGGUGAGUGGAGGCAAGAAGCCUCGUCGAAACGAUGCGCAGCGUCGGGCCAGGCUCCAGGGCUCCGGUGCGCUGCUGCAAAGUAGUCUAGAUACUGCACACCCUUCUUCUCGUCUACUUGUAUGGCACUCGAACUUCUCGCACGGUGGGUCUCGGCACAAGAGCGUCAUCAACGGACACGCUUUCAACCAGCAGCUCGAAGUGUAUCUCCCGUCCAAGGAGGGGAAAGCGGUCGCGCAAUCGCUGCAAUGGGAAACGGGCUUUUACUACGAGAUCAAGGCGUCAGUCGACAUGUUUCUGUCGCCGACCUUUAUUCGCGACUAUCUGAUGGAUGGUGGCGCCGUGUUCAUGGUGGCCAAGAAUACAGCGGUGGACGCGUCGCAGUCGGCGAUGCUGCUGCCGUCCGGACAGUUGCUACUGUUAGUGGACGCAGAUACCUACCAGCAAUUGGGCAUUGUAGGUGAAAAGUAUGGCAAGGCAGUGCCUGCCACCAGCAGAUCGGCUCACGUGAAGCAAGCACAGAAAUACGUCAUCACCCUAGACUUGACGUCGUCUACAUUCGCUGGUGAAGAAGUCAACACCUUUAGAGAUCGAGUAAGAAAGUGUCUGAGCACGAAAUUGGAGGAUCUUGAGAUGCUGCUGUGCGCGUACAACCAGCGUGGAUCAGCACGCACAAUCUUGUUCGGAGAUGAUGAUCAGAUACCUCGUUCACGCGUGGAGCUAAACGCCAAAAUGACGACAUUCAGCGACGUGUUCCUUCCCAAAUUCGACGCAUUUUACAAAGAGAUAGCUGCGGUUGAAAAGCGCGGUGCGGAGGAUGGCAAUACACUGCGGACGUCGCUGCAGGAGGCUUACGACUGGUUGGGAGUUGUGGCGUGUGGGUUGACCGACUUGCUGCAGAGACAGAAGCUAGAAGAGUACGUGUCGACGUUCACGGGUAUCCCUGAUUCAUUUGAGAGCGUGCCAGGCGAUGAGAUCACGACGGUCAGAUGGCGUGGUCUGCUGGCAGCUCCGUUUUGCUCGACUAUUGUGGAGAAGGUGCAGCGUUCUGUCAAAAAUGCCGAAUUGCCGUGGGCUGCUGUGACGGUAUGGGGCUUCCCAGAUGUCUUCCCUCAACGACGAGAACACGGCUAUCUGGGUAAUGGCAGCAACAACUACACUCUGCUGAUACUACCGAACGAAGAGUACUUCAUGCUUCAAGCACUAGGCCCCCAUGACGCCACCGUGUAG
Phytophthora infestans T30-4 is the source of this 1230-nucleotide messenger RNA. RefSeq lists its product as uncharacterized. The record is from RefSeq and is a predicted model, not a curated record. Bases 1 to 1230 code for a protein of 409 amino acids. Gene Ontology annotation, biological process: endonucleolytic cleavage in ITS1 to separate SSU-rRNA from 5.8S rRNA and LSU-rRNA from tricistronic rRNA transcript (SSU-rRNA, 5.8S rRNA, LSU-rRNA); tRNA 5'-leader removal; tRNA 3'-end processing. Gene Ontology annotation, molecular function: ribonuclease MRP activity; ribonuclease P activity. NCBI's taxonomy places the organism in Eukaryota, Oomycota, Peronosporomycetes, Peronosporales, Peronosporaceae. Gene Ontology annotation, cellular component: ribonuclease MRP complex; multimeric ribonuclease P complex. The transcript has 2 exons.